Molecule: messenger RNA, 1456 nt
Organism: Planococcus citri (citrus mealybug)
Lineage: Eukaryota; Metazoa; Arthropoda; Insecta; Hemiptera; Pseudococcidae
Product: cathepsin E-B-like
Exons: 9
Coding region: 81-1277 (398 amino acids)
Biological process (GO): proteolysis
Molecular function (GO): aspartic-type endopeptidase activity
Source: RefSeq, a predicted model, not a curated record
AUUGAACCAAUUUAUAUUUUUUCAGUCGUUCGUUUAUUUUACAUGUAGUUCAAGGUGAAAAAAAAUCAUUGGUAUAGAAAAUGAAGUUACAGUAUUUUCUAGUGUUGUUUUUUUUACAACUAUAUCACGCAAGACAUGUUUCUACUCCUGGAAGUGGUAUACGGGUACCACUGAAAAGGACCCCGUUGACAUUGAAAAAGUUGGAUUUAGCUGCAACCAAAAUUCAAUCAAUGUACAAUAGGAAAAGUAUCAAUGAAUCGGUUAUUCCACUUCGAUACGACGAAACUCAACAAUUCACCGAGUAUUACGGUAAUGUUUCAAUUGGAACGCCACCUCAAAACUUUCAAAUGAUAUUUGAUACAAGAUCCUCCCAGCUAUGGGUACUCUCAAAACGCUGCAAUGAUCCGAGAUGUAACAAAAUUGGGCUUGAUUCAUAUGACCACACGAACUCAGCAACGUACAAAAACUCAACAAAUUGUGAAAACCGCACACAAGAAGUAAAUAGAGACGAAUACGAUGGACUUUGCUCAAACGAUACAAUAACAUUGGAUGGGGUUGAACUCAAUAAUACACAAUUUCUUGAAGUUGUUAACAUCAAAACAAUAUUCCUACACGGUCCAUGCCAAGGAGUUUUCGGAUUAAGUUAUAAUCACGACGGAUCAUCCGAUAACAUCAUGAAAAAACUUUGCCAGCUGGUUAAUCGAAAGAAUAGAUUUUCAUUCUAUUUUAAUAGGAAUUUAUCGGAUACCGAUGGCGGUGAAUUAACGUUAUGUGGUAUAGACAGCUCAAAGUUUCGGCCGGGUUCGUUGAAUUACGUGAAUGAAACUGAACCAUUCGGUAGAUGGACCAUUCCAAUUGAAAACAUUUCAUUACAACUUGGCUCCGGUGAAAUCAUGCAUUUGGCUUCAAAUACGAAAGCCUUAGUUAACCCCGGCGUUACUCACAUUCAAGGACCGUAUGAAAAAAUUCUCGAAAUAUAUAAUGCUACAAAGGCUGAGCUGGAUUAUCAUGAUGUCAAUUGCAAAGAAAUCCCCAAGUUACCCAACAUAACGUUUACAAUCGGUGGGGAAAAAUACACACUUGAAGGAAAAGACUACACUUUCAAGUUUUUAUAUAAAAAGAAUGAAUGCAGAGUUGCUUUUACUAUCUCGCCGGGUUCAGACGGUGACACAUGGAUUUUAGGAGAUAUUUUCUUAAGGAAGUAUUACUCUGUUUAUGACAUGGAUCACCACGCAAUUGGAUUUGCCGAAAGCAUUCACCCGCUCAAAACUGAUUAAAUAUCACCAGAUUCGAACAGUACCUCCUACCUAUAAUUCAUAAGUAAUGCUGGUUAUCAAUGGCGUAUAAAUCAACAUCAAAUUCGUACAUAAUCCCAUUACUUUAUAUAUUAUGUAUGUAGUACCUAUUAUUGAGCAUAUAUACAUUUCAAAUAUUUUUAUUAAAUUAUUCAUCUUUA